AUUACACAUUCCUCGAUCGGUAUUGUUUCGAGGCGAGUCACGCCAUUGGCGCGAAUUGCUCGAAUCGUGACUGCAACUUUGUCAGAGACUUAUCUGCAUACGUUAUAGAGUUUCGCUUGGUGCGACGAUCGUGAGUGAACUUUCCGUGAGCGGACACGUAAUUGAGCAAUUAUUACUUCCUGCACUACACAUUUAACAAUUUUUAUUUUGCACGAUCGGAAAACAAUUAUUUUCUUGCAUCACUUUCCUUUCCUUUCGUUUGAUCGAAAACGCGUAUUCGAUUCGUAUUGCUUCAAACUGUGACUUCCAUCUCUAAUAUUUCAAUUUAUCAGGUUGAAAAAUAAAAACUGGAUAAUAUCCCUUCAAAUUUUGUCUAAUUUCUUAAAUAUUGCUUAACAACCUCAUCACCAUUUUCCAUCAAUCAACCAUCUAUCGAUUCCAUCAAUAAUUAUCUACACUCGAGAAGAUUGUUUCAAGCAAGACAAACUUGAGAAGAGUACUCGUCGAUUCAAGAUUACGUCGAUUUAAACAUUUCGUUCCAAGAGACUGUUUCUCUACGCCACGAUUUAGAGAUAGAUCGCUAAGGUAAAUCGAUGCACGUAAUUUGGAGUAAUAGAGGCGCAAAGGACGGACAAGAAAUCCUUUCCGAUUCGAGGACGAUGAAGAGCGCGUGUGCGUGGUGGCCGGAGCUUGCGACCGAGCUAGCGAAUGCAACCAGUGUCAUGCAGUCGUUGCACCGUGUGCACGUGGGGAACGUUGUUCAUGCGAGGGGAGACACGGAAGCUCGUGGAGCACAGGGGCGUUAGAACGCUUUUAAAGGAGGGAGGAGUUCGAGUUUCGAGAUGAGGUACAAAUAUAUCGGUACGAUAGGCGCGUUCCUGAUCGCGACCACGUGCCUUUUGUCGGGGUUGAUGUAUUAUUUCAGCCAAGAUACUUGUCCAAUGGGAACGUUCCUUUGUCAGAACACCACCAUAUGUCUGCCCCAGAAAAAUUGGUGCAACCAAGAAAUCCAAUGUCCAUACGGAGAUGACGAGCAGAAUUGCUAUGAUUAUCACGGUGUAUUGGACUGGUUUGGCAGUGACAGAGAUUCCAAAGCUGUGAAGGAGUUCGUUUGUGAUGCCACCGACGUUCCUGUCGGUUGUAAGUACGUGAUGUGCCGUGCAACGUGUCAAGGAUAUUCGGAAAUUCCACGAAACUUAUCUUCUCAAACUACUUCCAUAACUUUGUACGAUAGCUCGAUUGAACAUGUCUCAGCGGGUGUUUUCGCGCAAUAUUCCGAGAUUCGUAUACUGUAUCUUGAUGACAGUAAUAUACGUGAGCUAGAGAAAGGAGCUUUCGCCAAUUUAACCAAAUUGUUCUGGCUAGCUUUGGAUAAUAACGAAAUUAGUGAAUUUCUCCCUGGACAUUUUACCGGUUUGACUAAAUUGGAAUCUUUGAAGGCCAAUAAGAAUCGACUCAUUGUGGCAGAUUUCUCAGACUUCAAAGGAAGCGUUUAUUUGAAACUUAUAAAUUUGAACGAAAAUCAAUUGACUUCGAAAGGAUUGCGGUUGUCGGAAUUGCCAACGCUUAGCGAGAUAUUCUUGGAUGAAAAUAAUUUCGAAUCGAUUCCUCUGUUCGCUGGAUGUCCCUCGUUAAAAUCCCUAAGUAUGCAAAGCAACAAGAUAAAGGGGAUCGAGGAGGACACGUUUCAAAAUUUGGAGCAGCUGGUCGAACUUAAUUUGGCGUUCAACGAAAUAACGACCCUCCCGCUCAAUGUAUUCCAACCGUUAAAAAAUCUGACGAGCCUACAAUUAGGUUAUAAUCAUUUACAUAAUUUACCGAUAACCGUUUUGAGCCCGUUGACGAGACUUCGCUCUCUAGACUUGGAGGGUAUAAAUUUGGAUUCGUUGGAGAAAAAUACGUUCGACGUGUUCAAGCUGUUGGACUUCGUAUACUUCAAGAAGUUUCAUUAUUGUGCGACGUAUACACCCAACGUGAAACGAUGUCGACCCACCAGCGAUGGCGUAUCGUCGUUAUCUCACUUGCUCGAUAAAACUUUGCUACGAGCAGCAGUAUGGAUAAUUUCUGGUGUCACCUGUGUGGGCAAUGUGCUUGUAUUAUGGGGAAGAUUCACGGCCAAAGACGAGAACCGUGUAUUAACUAUCAUUAUUCGGAAUUUAGCAGUCUCCGAUAUGUUGAUGGGAUUGUAUCUAUUCAUAGUCGCUCUUGCGGACAUAAUAUUCCGCGAUAAUUACUACCAAACUGCCAGCAUGUGGAUGUCCUCCUGGUUUUGCACAUUCUUAGGAAUUUUGGCAAUGACGUCUUUAGAGGUUUCUGUAUUGAUCCUGUCGUUCAUGUCUAUGGAACGAUACGUGCUAAUCGCGGCACCACUGAAAGGUCACCGUAUCAUGACACCCCAGACAGCAUCUACAUCGGUGAUCAUCAUUUGGAUCAUAGGAAUUACACUCGCCCUCGCGCCAGUGAUCAUCUGGCGAAGUAGCACGAGAUUUUACGGAGUGAACGGAAUGUGCUUCCCUCUUCACAUCGACGAUCCAUUCCUAAUCGGAUGGGAAUAUUCGGCCUUCAUCUUUCUAGGAAUAAAUCUUAUGGGGCUGAUCACGAUCGGUUUCGCUUAUUUCGGUAUGUUCCUGAGCAUUUGGAAAACGAGACACGCCUGUUCCUUGUCUGUCGGCGAUUCUGAAUUCGCCUUGCGAUUUUUUCUCAUCGUUUUAACGGAUGCAGCCUGCUGGGCACCGAUCAUCGUUCUGAAGAUUAGAGCUUUGUUGAAGUAUCCCAUUCCAGCCGAUCUUCACGCAUGGGUGAUAAUUUUUAUAUUACCCGUGAAUAGUGCGGUUAACCCGUUGUUAUACACGUUCACCACUCCGAAGUUUCGGGAGAAAUUGCACGACGAAUGGUUUAGAAAAGUGCAUAAUUGCGUGACACGAAAAUCCUCCCAAGAUUCGCGGAUAUCCACGACGAUAAACAAGAAGAAUAUAACGUCGUGUUUGAACAAUGGAAUUAAUAAUUACGACGAUAAAAUUCCAUCGUUGUUUCAAUUUAAUAAGGAGAAAAUUGUGUGUGUGAAAUGCGAUCACGUUCUAUGAACUUGCAUUAUAUUACGAUUCAUUCGAUAAUUGCUCGAGAAAGACACUUACUUUCUUGAAAAAUUGAUAUAAAAAUUAAUCAAUGCUUGCAAGCCAUCGAUUCAACAAAUUAACGCUUGAUAAUAAUAAUUUUAUAAAGAAUUAUACACUAUCGUUGAAUAUUCAAUGGAAAGGAAAAAAAACUCUUUCUCUGUAUAAAUGCUGUUGCAUAUAAAAUAAAACAUGG
Messenger RNA from Apis laboriosa (Himalayan honeybee), 3309 nucleotides. It is a transcript of the gene Lgr3, whose product is annotated as relaxin receptor 1. The transcript has 21 exons. The coding region runs from base 843 to 3083 and encodes 746 amino acids. Gene Ontology annotation, biological process: G protein-coupled receptor signaling pathway. The record is from RefSeq and is a predicted model, not a curated record. Gene Ontology annotation, cellular component: membrane. Lineage: Eukaryota; Metazoa; Arthropoda; Insecta; Hymenoptera; Apidae. Gene Ontology annotation, molecular function: protein binding; G protein-coupled receptor activity.